AUUCGACAUCCAAACAUGUCUCAACUAAAACAUCCCAUAUUUACUAUGUGGCUUGGGGUAUGGGUGGAACUAUUGACUCAAGUCUUAUUUUAAAGAUAUACAUAUAAUCACGUGACUCUAUCCCGACACUUUAUAUAUAUAUAUAAAUGACAGAGCUGUAGUAUUACUCUAGUUAUACUGGAUUAAAUGGCUAAUUGCAGUCUUGUAUGUUUCUUGGUCAUACUUUGUGUGACCUGUUUACAGGGAUACGGGAUUUAUAGAGACAAAAUACCAAAUGGUAGUAGAGUACCUCAUCCUUGUAAACCCAACUAUAUCUGGAAUGGCGUUGGCCACCAACAGUCCGCUGGAGAUGGAAAAAGAAAUCCGUUUGGUAAAGAUUUCGCAGAUGCUGGACGUACAUGGACGAAAGAAUUAUGUGCAAAAGAUUCUGAUGGUGAUGGUAAAACAAAUGGUUACGAAUUAGGUGAUCCAAGCUGUUCUUGGGUUGCAGGCCAGUCAUCUCCAGAAAGUACAACACUUUCGCACCCAGGAGUUUGUGAACCAUGGAAUGAUCCAAAAUGCCAAGACCAACUCUCAUGGAUGUCUGAGGCCUGCAAAUCUGACGAAUUUAUUUGCAAUGCAUUAAAUGAUGUUGAAUUAAAGAACAUGACGUUGAAAUUCCCUUCUACACAAGUACCCGUACAAGAAACAACCUAUAUCUGUAUGGAGUUUGAAUUAGAUAAUACCGGAGAUUAUCACAUGGUAGCCACUGAACCUGUUAUUGACAAUGUCAAUGUUAUGCACCAUGCUGUUAUAUUUGGUUGUUCAAGCGAUGAACAUGACAUUAGAUCAACACCUCAUGAAUGUGGAAUGAUAGCCAGUAUGGAGUGUUCACAGAUCUUGAGUAUCUGGACACUUGGAAGUCCAGGUGAAUGCUUACAUGACAAAGUUGGUAUUAGAAUGGGAACUUACGGAAUUAAACGGGUAGCUCUACAGUUUCACUGGAACAAUCCUACCUUGAAAACAGAUUACGUCGAUUCAUCUGGAAUGAUUGUACAUUAUACAAGUAAUAAACGAGAAAAUGAUGCUGGUGUAUGGACUAUUGGUUCCGAGUUCUUUGUUGUUCCACCACGAACCCUGAAUACACAAGUAACUCUUUCCUGUCCUAGUAGUUGUACAGACUCCAUGCUUACUGAUAAAAUUUAUAUCGUCUCUGCAUUCAACCACAUGCAUUAUAUAGGUGCCGAACAAAAGAUAGAGCUUUUUCGUAACGGAACUAAAGUAAUAGACAUUACUAACGAUGAGAAAUAUAACUAUGACAGUCCUGUUGUUCAUGAAUUUACAACACCCAUUGAAGUUCAGCCUGGUGAUGUUCUUACUACUACGUGUGGUUUUAACUCCAUGGAUAGAGAUGCUGUCACUAACUGGGGAGACGCAACAAGUUCUGAAAUGUGUUAUGGGUUCAUGACCUAUUAUCCCAAGGAAAACGUUAACAAUUUAUUCUGUAAUGGCUUUAGAAGUAUUCCAUAUUGCGCAAUUGAGGAUGGCAAAUUUUUCGACGGUUGUGAGUUAUCGAAAUAUUCCAAAGAAAGCCCGGAAAAAGAUCAAUUUGAAAUGGACCUGAAUAAUACAUGUUUUGACUCAUGUACAGCAGAAUGUUUCCGUUUAGUUGAUAACAACCCUUGUAUGAAAGGCGACCCCAGAGCAUAUAUUGACUUUUACUAUAGUUAUUCAGAUAGAAACAUAGAAAUCAAACGAAUGUAUUCUCAAUGCGAUUUGACCCCCACUACACCCAAUACAGCUGAUGAUACGUCCAAUACCAAUGAUGAUACAGCUACGUCCAAUACAACUGAUGACUCGUCCAAUGCCAUGACCUUUAAUUCGUCCGUAUUGAAGAUAUUGUCAUUUGUGUUGACAGCAUCGUUAAUUAGAUGUUAGCUUUGCGGUACCCCAACCAUUUAUGCUAUUGAGAUAAAAAUGAUAUAAUUCAUACAUUUUAUUACAUAUCUUUUUCUAACUGUUGAUAAUUUUGUAUUUUUAUUUUAAAUUCCCGAUAUUGCUUUUUUUUUAUUAUAAAUUCUAUUCAAUAUUCGUCUUACUCUUAUUAAUCUGACAUGGUUGAUUAAUUUCUUUUUCCUGGAAUUAAAUAGACA
This is a messenger RNA of Patella vulgata (common limpet), 2132 nucleotides long. RefSeq lists its product as uncharacterized. The record is from RefSeq and is a predicted model, not a curated record. The coding region runs from base 187 to 1917 and encodes 576 amino acids. The transcript has 9 exons. NCBI's taxonomy places the organism in Eukaryota, Metazoa, Mollusca, Gastropoda, Patellidae. Gene Ontology annotation, molecular function: copper ion binding; dopamine beta-monooxygenase activity.